AUGCCUUUGGGAGCAAAGGUGAAAGCAGACGAAGUUCUUCGUAGUGGCGAGAAACGAGAAGUGUACCCACGCACAUGGUGUACUCUGAAGCAAGGACAGAAGUCCCAGAUGCUGCCCUUUCGGAAAAUUGUGACCGCCGGAGGGACCGUCAACGAAGACGAGAUAACAUUGCAGUGCGAGGUCUGCAUGCAGUGCAUUGUUCAGGACGAGCUGCUCGUGGGAGAAAUGGCAGAACCAAAAGUUGGUUUAUUCAGGUGCCUGGAGGAGAUGCUGCACAAAGAAGUCCACACGGACUUCGAACUGCGUGCAGGGGGCACUGUUAUGAAGGCGCACAAGGCCCUAUUGGCCGUGCGAAGCCCGUACUUCGCCGCAAUGCUUCAGCCGCACACGAAAGAAGCACAGGAGAGCUUCGUAGAGGUUUCGGACGUAAAGCCUGAAGUACUGAAACAGGUUCUGGUUUACAUGUACACUGCUGAGGCACCAGGGUUGAAGGACAAACCGUGGGACCUGCUGAUGGCUGCCGACAAGUACCAGUUGCCUCAGCUGAAGCGCCAGUGCGAGGCGUACAUCGCCAGCCGCCUGGACGUGGACAACGCUGCGGAAACUGCAGCCAACGCCUUUGUUUUCUCCAGCGACCUGCUGUUGCAGCGUGCGGUCCACUUCAUCAAGCGCAACCUUUCCCAGGUGAUCAGCACUCCAGGAUGGAACGAGGCUAUAGCUGCGUACCCUGAAGCCAUACAGCGCAUCAGCGAGAUGAUAGAAUGA
Messenger RNA from Schistocerca americana (American grasshopper), 765 nucleotides. Its product is annotated as speckle-type POZ protein-like. Gene Ontology annotation, biological process: proteasome-mediated ubiquitin-dependent protein catabolic process; regulation of proteolysis. The record is from RefSeq and is a predicted model, not a curated record. Gene Ontology annotation, cellular component: nucleus; cytoplasm. The transcript has a single exon. Bases 1 to 765 code for a protein of 254 amino acids. Gene Ontology annotation, molecular function: ubiquitin protein ligase binding. Lineage: Eukaryota; Metazoa; Arthropoda; Insecta; Orthoptera; Acrididae.